This is a messenger RNA of Komagataella phaffii GS115, 2097 nucleotides long. Its product is annotated as Nucleolar protein, component of the small subunit (SSU) processome containing the U3 snoRNA. The coding region runs from base 1 to 2097 and encodes 698 amino acids. NCBI's taxonomy places the organism in Eukaryota, Fungi, Ascomycota, Pichiomycetes, Pichiales, Pichiaceae. Gene Ontology annotation, molecular function: RNA binding; protein binding. Gene Ontology annotation, cellular component: small-subunit processome; 90S preribosome; t-UTP complex. Gene Ontology annotation, biological process: maturation of SSU-rRNA from tricistronic rRNA transcript (SSU-rRNA, 5.8S rRNA, LSU-rRNA). The record is from RefSeq and is a predicted model, not a curated record. The transcript has a single exon.
AUGGAUAUUCAUCGUUGCAGAUUCGUUAAGUAUAAGCCGCGGACAGUGACGUCUUUGGCGUUUUCUCACUUCUCCUCCAAUGGCUUUGCCCCAAAGAACUUAAGAUUAGCAGUGGGAAAAUCAAACGGUAAUAUUGAAAUUUGGAAUCCUCACAAGAACUUCCUGCUGGAAAAUGUGCUACAAGGAGGUAAAGACCGUGUCAUUGAGGGCCUGGUUUGGUCUACUUAUGACGAUUACCCUCCUCGUCUGUUUUCCAUUGGUGGUUCGACUGUGAUGACCGAAUGGGAUAUUGCUACCGGUUUGCCCUUAAACAACUACGAUUGUAACUCCGGUAUCACCUGGAGUAUCAGCAUCAACACAACUCAGGAUAAGAUAUGCGUAGGCUGUGACAAUGGAACUGUAGUCGUUAUUGACAUAAGUGGUGGACCGGGAUCUCUAGUACAUGAAUCGAUCCUCCAACGUUCUAAUGCCAGGGUCUUGAACCUGUGCUGGCUCAACGAUAAGAAAAUUGUAUCCGGAUGUUCUGAUGGCCGUAUAAGGAUAUGGAAUUACGAGGAAGGUCCAGGAAGAGGCCAGUUAAUCUCCACUCUGAAUGUCGAUAAAUCAACAACAGAGAGCACUUUGGUGUGGUCCGUAAUUCCUCUGGAGAAAAGAUCUCAAUUUGUAUCCGGUGACUCCACUGGAGCUGUCAAAGUGUGGGAUGCCGAGAAAUUUGUCCUAUUACAAACGUUCGAUCUUCAUAAAGCAGAUGUGCUGAACAUCUGCACCAAUUUCGAACAGACUAAGAUUUUCAGUGGAAGUGUCGACAGGAAGAUCUACAACCUUAAAUUUGUUAACGAUAAAUGGGUCAACAGUUGCAACAGAUUGGUUCAUGGUAAUGAUAUUCGUGCUUCCGUUUGCUACCAAUCCAAGGACCUCGAUCUGUUACUAUCUGGAGCAUCAUUGUCAGACAUAGCCGUUUCUAAGCCUGAAUCGUUUCAAGACUGCGAAAUUCAAAGACUGUCAGUAUUCCCUGAAACGUAUCAAACUGUUCUUUUCAAUAAAUCCCAGAAGCUGGUGAUCAUGUGGCAAGACCAAACCAUUAAAGUAUGGAAAGUCCUUCCUCAGCAAGGCAGAAAACUAUUAGCCAAACUGGUCCUAAGCGAUGAGGACAACAUCACCCAUUGUGAUCUCACUUCUGACGGGCAAUUCUUGGUUGUCGCUCGUCUUUCUACCGUCAAAGUGUUCAAGCUUGCCUUCAAUGAAGAUAAUAAAUUGCAGAUUCAAAAGGUUGCCGAUGAGAAGCUUCAGGAAGUGGGUGCACGUUUGGUUAAGUUUAAUGAUCAGAACAAUGAGCUAAUCGUCGUAUCACCAGACAACGAACUAUACAUUUACAAGAUCAAAGAAUCUCUAGUUGAAGAUUCAAACGGUUUUGUGGAUCAAUCCGGUGACUCGGUACAAGAGGUGGAACUUAAUGGUACUAGAAUUCCUCAAGGUCAGCAGACUCUUUUGAACAACAUCUACAGCCUCUGUCUCUCUAAAGACGGUAAACUGGCAUCUGUUCUAAGAGUCAAUGGUUUGAUUGAAAUAGCUAACCUGGACACUUUGAAGAGUUCGAAGCUGGUUAAGCCAUCCAAUUUAAUUGCCCUACACAGUGUCUUCCACGAGGACCACAAACUAAUAGUUGUUAACCACGAUAAUAGCGUGGCAGAAUACACUAUAGAUACUGAGGAAGGAGUGGUCAGUGACUGGAGCAAGCGUAACACAGAUUUCACUCGUCAUGCAUUAGGAGGUGUUCUUGAGAAAUGUCUCGGUUUGGUUCUGAACGGAGACAACCUCUGGCUAUACAACACCAAUUGGUUGGCAUACAUCAACCUGGCAAACGAUCUCCCUAAGAUUGGCUCAGAAGUUGAUCGCAAGAGGGGAGCAGAUGGAGAAAAAAUUACUCCUAGCUCCAAGGACAUUCAAGUAGAUAAUAGCCAGUUCUGGGUUGUAGACAAAUACCAGCCUCUGCUGUAUGUUGAUACCUUUGAGCCUGAAGCCAAUGGUUUGUUGGUGGUAGAGACUCCAGUGACUCCAACAGAAGCAGCAUUCCUGGUGCCUAGGAUUUAUUUGUAG